Molecule: messenger RNA, 4253 nt
Organism: Dalotia coriaria
Lineage: Eukaryota; Metazoa; Arthropoda; Insecta; Coleoptera; Staphylinidae
Gene: syd
Product: JNK-interacting protein syd
Exons: 14
Coding region: 206-3685 (1159 amino acids)
Biological process (GO): vesicle-mediated transport
Cellular component (GO): cytoplasm
Molecular function (GO): signaling receptor complex adaptor activity; kinesin binding; JUN kinase binding
Source: RefSeq, a predicted model, not a curated record
CUGUCAUUGAAGUGUCAACCCAGGAAAAAAAUAGUUGGCAAGCGCAAGCAGGACCAGCAGGAGUGGGCACCAGUGGUUACAGUGGGUGUUUUUAAUAGAUCAUGCAUCGCACUACGAUGUUUACCUAGUUUAUCACAAUCACCAGCACACUAAGUAUGAAAUAUUUGUAAUCACAAUCGCGAGUGAAAUCAUCGCCAGCUACACCAUGGAUCUGCACGACACGGGCAUUGGCGUCGAGACCGUCUACGGGACGCACGAAGACUCUCAUAUGGUAAUGUCCGAGAAGGUGCAGUCACUCGCGGGCAGCAUCUACCAGGAGUUCGAGCGCAUGAUUGCCCGCUACGAUGAAGACGUGGUCAAGACUCUGAUGCCUCUGCUUGUCAAUGUGCUUGAAUGCCUUGAUGCUGCAUACCAAUCAAACCAAGAGCAAGAUGUGGAACUGGAAUUGCUUCGCGAAGACAAUGAACAACUUGUGACGCAGUAUGAGCGCGAGAAGGUCGCGCGUAAGAACUCCGAGCAGAAGCUUCUCGAAUUUGAAGAUGCAAGCGAGGGUGAACGCAAGGAGUUUCUUGCGCGGCAGGAAGCGCUGGAAAGCAUUGCUAGAAUGCUAGAACUAAAGCAUAAAAACUCCAUGGAACAUGCAGGCAGGCUGGAGGAAAGAGAGGCUGAGUUGAAAAAAGAGUAUGCUAAACUGCAUGAGAGAUACACAGAUUUGUUCAAGACACACAUGGACUAUAUGGAACGCACGAAAUUAUUACUCUCAGGUGGACAGUUGGCAAAUGAAAGGUCAGAAUCUAGUCGGUUAGCGGGUAAUAGGCUAAAUAUUGGAAGGAGUUCCGGGCCGGUGUCGUUCGGAUUUGCUUCCUUGGAGAAUGCUGAGGGCAUUGAUAGUGUGCCAACAUCUCCAAUUAGUAGUACACAUUCAUCACCAAGUUUGCAUAGUGAGUUGGACAAUGCCAAAGAAGGUUUACGCACUGUAGAGAAAGGUUUGGAAACUGAUAUGAUUAGUUUAGAGAAUAAAAGCACAUCGCCGGCGAGUCCGCAAGCGACACCGCUGCACAAUAACAACUCUGGGGCCGGACGCGUCAAGAAGGAACAACGUAGUGGAAAUACAUUAUAUCAGGAAUUAAGUUUUCAGGACUCGGAUGCAUUGUGCGACGACGAUGGUGCGGAUCAAAUUACGGGGGGAUGGGUUCACCCUGGAGAAUAUGCUUCAUCAGUUAAUGAUAACUUUUAUGGCAUGGGCAAAGAAGUUGAGAACUUGAUAAUGGAAAAUAAUGAAUUACUCGCAACAAAAAACGCGUUAAAUGUAGUCAAGGAUGACCUUAUCGUCCAAGUCGACGCCCUAACUGGCGAACUGGAAAUGCUUAGAGAGGAAAUCCUGUCGUUGAAUAUGUCGCGAACUCGCCAACGCGAACGAAUUACUGAACUUGAAGAAGAGCUGAAGAAAAUGAAGGAGACGCAGGAGGUAAAGCCAGAAAACAACGAGGAGGAAUCCGAGGUGCCUAUGGCGCAACGAAAGCGGUUCACUCGAGUUGAAAUGGCACGUGUUCUUAUGGAAAGGAACCAGUACAAAGAACGAUUUAUGGAAUUGCAAGAAGCCGUCCGCUGGUCCGAGCUUAUGCGAGCGCACAAGCAGGGCCCCGAAUUGAAGAACAAGCAAUCCGUUUGGAAGUAUUUUAUGAAUCUAUUCAACGCUGAGCGGACGCCACGUGACAACGAACCGAUGCUGCGCUUCCAGGCGGGCACGAAUCAGGUGACGCCCGGCGUGCGGAAUCUGCCCGCGCGCACACAGGACUUCCCCGAGACAGAAAUGGGCAGUCUGGCCAAACAACGGGAGCGCCGAGAGCAAUACCGUCAUGUGCGAGCGCAUGUGAAAAAGGAAGAUGGCCGACUCACCGCCUACGGUUGGAGUCUUCCGGAUAAGAGUGCGGUAGUCCCAAGCCGCGGGCUGCCAAAUAUGAGUGGUGUGCCGGUUCCAGUACCGGUGUACUGUCGUCCUCUUGAAGAAAGCUCUUCGGGGAUGAAAAUUUGGUGCGCUGCUGGUGUUAAUCUGCAAGGAGGCUAUACCAAAGAUGGCGGAUUAAUGGUUGGAGGUAGCGUUUUCUAUUCGGACAACUUACCAACAGCUAAGCCAGCUAGUAACGAAUUGGAUAGUCUUGAUAAGGAGCUUGAUGCCGCGACGGAAGCUUCUCGAUUGGAGACAAAACUUUCAUCGUUGGUUUGGAUAUGUACAUCGAUGCGCGCGGCCAGUAUUGUUACUGUUAUUGAUGCGAACAAUCCGGCUGAAAUUUUAAAUAGUUUCGGUGUUUGUGCUCAUCAUGUGCUUUGCAUUGCCAGCGUGCCUGGUGCUAGUCCGGACGAUUACUCUGAUAACAAGUACGUCAUACCAGAGGAGAAUGUGGAAGCAGAUCCUAAGCCACAGGAAGAAAAGUCAGGGGAUAAUGAUGAAGAUCCCGAUUAUGGAAAGGUUACUUAUGAAGAUAGCAACACCACCGUGAAAAACAAACGGGUUCAAAUCGAGAACGCCAAGUUGGAGCAAGAACAAGAAACUGCUGAAGAGGCAAUAUCUGGUGCACCCUCUAACGAUUCGACCGCUGAAACAAUCGACACGUCUUGCGGAUCCGAGACGGAGCGACCGCCCACUACCACACACGAAGUCAUGUCGAGCGCGUUAGCGACCAUGUGGCUUGGCGCACAAAACGGCGAAGUUUAUGUGCAUUCUUCAGUCGCCAACUGGAAUCAAUGCUUGCACUCAGUACAGCUCGCUGAUGCCGUGCUGAAUAUUGUACAUGUCAGUGGACGUGUAAUCUGUGCGCUCGCUAAUGGCACAAUGGUGGUGUUCAAUCGCGACGAUAGUGGUGAGUGGGAUCUAUCGAAAUACAACAUCGUUCAAAUUGGCUGCGCGUUUCAUUCGAUUCGGUGCCUUGCUGUUGUGGCGGACAAGGUUUGGUGCGGCUAUCGCAAUAAGGUAACAAUCAUGGAUCCAAUAUCCUUGAAAUUGGUGCGUGAUUUGACUGCGCAUCCUCGAAAGGAGAGUCAAGUGCGUCAAUUUGCAUGGCACGGAGAGGGUGUUUGGUUAUCCGUACGUCUAGACUCUACACUGCGGUUGUACCACGCGCAGACUUAUGAGCAUUUGCAGGAUGUAGAUAUUGAGCCUUACGUCAGCAAAAUGCUCGGCGCCGGGAAGUUAGGCUUUUCCCUCGUUCGUAUUUCAGCGUUGCUCAUCUCCUCGAAUCGGCUGUGGAUCGGCACCAGCAAUGGUGUCAUCAUCUCGGUGCCGUUGAGUGAUUAUCACGCUCCGGCGCAUAUAAUUGUAAACGCUCGCAAUUGGCGGCCAGGUAUCGAAAGUGGCCCUCGGUCGCAUUCUUCAAAUCCGUUGAUUCCCUAUUGCAACGUGGCGCAUGCUCAACUCAGUUUUCACGGGCAUCGGGAUUCGGUGAAGUUUUUCGUAGCAGUCCCCGGAAAUGGAGGAAUGAGUGCAGCGUCGACACCCUCAGAAGCUCAUUCAGCGGGUGUUUUGCCAAUGAGUGCGCCCAGCAAGGCGCCUCCAGCGAUGCUUGUAAUGUCAGGUGGCGAAGGUUACAUUGAUUUCCGAAUUGAAGACGAUGAGCCCUCGGACGCAGCGUCUCAUCUGUUUGUUUGGCAACUAAUGAACGAUAUUCCUGGCAAUCCGUGCGAGUAGGUGAGAGCGAAAUGGACGAGAGUAUGGUCGGCAACGAAUCUGGUGACCUGGAGGGCGGUGGUCAUUCGGAGCAGCGCGACGAAAAGAGUCAUUUAAUUGUGUGGCAGGUGAUUUCCGCAUAACCAUUUACAAUUAGCGAUUGAUAACGGUAAAAUUGAUAAUCAAAUAUUGUGACCCACUGCUACGGUAAGUCAGCAGUUGAGUGUAUGAUUUAUAAUAAGAAAUACCCAUAAACCAACAUCAGAAAAGUAACAAUGUUCGUUCAAUGAUUUAAUUUAAGUAAUGUCAGACGCAUCAUUGCGGUGCUUUUUCUUCAUGUAAAAUGAAUUAUUACUCAAGUCUCAAGGGAUGACACACAACUCGAUGCUAUAUUAGUUGUUUUCGCUUCUCGCUUAGCGAACUUCUUUCAAUUAGCUUGUAAUGAUGACGUAUGAUGUAUAAUAUUUUAUUUAUUUAUUGAAAUUUUAUAUAUAUAAUAUGCAAAGCAUUGUUUUAAACAUGGAUAUUCAUGAUAUGUAAUUGUAAGCGUUCGCAAAAUGGUAAACUUAAUAGAACAAUUCAAUUCAUA